AUGUCGAGAGGGACGAGACCGGCGACGAUGGAUUUCGACCCCGUCACUCAACCCGAGCUCUUCGGCACGGACAACAAGAAGAGCACAAUCUACACGGUCAACUUUGUGCUGCUGACCUUUGCCACCAUCCUGGUCGCGCUGCGGUUCUACACGCGCUUCUACAUCCUCAACCUCGUGGGCGCGGACGACUGGCUGGUUCUGUUGUCGCUGGUUUUCUUUGCGGCCCUGGUCGCCUGUGAGCUUUUGCUGGAAAGUCGAGGCCUCGGGCAUCACAUCGGGACGCUACCAAAGCCAGAUGGAUUCAAGAUAUAUUUGCAGACCUUUUGGGUCUCGAUCCAAAUCUACAACUUUGCCGUCGCCAUCAUCAAGAUGGCCUUUUUAGCACAAUACUACCGCAUCAUGACGCUCAAAAAGAUGCGGCAGUGGGUUCUAAUCGUCACCGGCAUCGUGGGAGCCUGGAGCAUCUCACAGAUCUUCAUGGGCAUAUUCAUCUGCGUGCCUGUUUCGGGAUUCUGGGACCCGAGACCCGACAUGAGAUGCCUCCCCGAGCUGACGACCUGGUACGCAAACGCCAUUGGCAACAUAAUCGCCGACCUCAUGAUCAUCGUGCUACCACUGCCAAUGAUCAAGGGGCUGAACCUCCCAGGCACGCAAAAGCUGGUCCUGGUUGGAAUCUUUUGCUUGGGUUUCUUCACAACCUCCAUCAGCGCCAGCCGGAUCCGCUUCCUCGGCACGCCGGUCGACGUGACGUUCGAAAACCCCGAAGCCGAGUACUGGUCGCUCGCGGAGAUCUGCAGCGGCAUCGUGUGCGCGGUGCUGCCGACGCUGCGGCCGCUGGCGGGCAAGUACCUCCCGACGCUGUUUGGCAGCCGCUUCAGCAGCAGCGGGUCGUACUUCAUCUCGGCGCGGCGGCAGACGUGGCAGCCCAAGGGCACGACGAGCGGGCUGCACACGUCGUCGCUGGCCCACUCGACGCAGCAGCGCCGCCACAAGGGCCACGGCGGCAACAGCGCCGCCGGCGCGACGACCACGACGAGCAGCCGCGCGCCGCCGGCCGAGGACGAGGAGCAGCUGACCCCCGGCGGCUACAGCGAUAUCGGCAAGCCGCUGUCCACCAUCGACAGCAACGAGGAGGGCGCGGCGGAGGAGGGGCGCGCGGGCAUCGCCAGGGGGGACGUGAUGGAGAUGCAGGGCAUGGCGGGAGGGGGAGGAGGGGCGAGGAGGACGCCGGAGCCCGUGUAUCCGGAUAGAGUCUACGCGGGCAACACCGGGCAGCCGCCCACGUCGGUGUCGGCUAACAGGCGGUGGGAUGGGGUUCAUGCGCCGCCGAGGGGCCCUCCCAUGGCGGGAAUAAUGGUGCAGCGGGAAGUUGUGAUACAAGAAGAGCCCCGACCUAUUUGA
Pyricularia oryzae 70-15 is the source of this 1401-nucleotide messenger RNA. RefSeq lists its product as uncharacterized. The coding region runs from base 1 to 1401 and encodes 466 amino acids. NCBI's taxonomy places the organism in Eukaryota, Fungi, Ascomycota, Sordariomycetes, Magnaporthales, Pyriculariaceae. The transcript is spliced from 6 exons. The record is from RefSeq and is a predicted model, not a curated record.